Molecule: messenger RNA, 423 nt
Organism: Aureobasidium melanogenum CBS 110374
Lineage: Eukaryota; Fungi; Ascomycota; Dothideomycetes; Dothideales; Saccotheciaceae
Exons: 1
Biological process (GO): carbohydrate metabolic process
Cellular component (GO): membrane
Molecular function (GO): calcium ion binding; mannosyl-oligosaccharide 1,2-alpha-mannosidase activity
Source: RefSeq, a predicted model, not a curated record
AAAACAAGCACAUACGGCCAUAGUCAGCUGAAAACUGGGCAUCCCGUCCGCUCUGCCAUACAUAAGCAGUUGAACGGCAGAUUAGUACUACGGUGGGUGACCACGUGGGAAUCCCUGCUGCUGUAUGUUUUGCAUUUUCAUUUUGUUCUCGACGGAUCUCUUCUUGUGCUGUGUCUUUCGGUUGUUAGGCCCUUAGUUGCGCUGUGUGAUGGUGUUGUGACGCCGAGCUUUUGGUAUGACUGGGCUGUGAAUCUCGCAUCUCACAUCACGUCCGAUGAGCGAAGAGCGUCUGACCUUGCUCCUGCCGAAACUCUCAAGUACUUCUAUCUGGCCUUGAGCGAGACCCGUCUAGUCAGUCUGGGCGAGUCAGUAAUCGAUACUAAGGCACGUCCGUUCGCGCCAUCACGGUGCACUUUUAUGUGA